UUGCGUGUUAUGAAGAUCCCUGGGCUUAGUUCAUUUAGCAUCAAGCCAUAAAGUUGUGUGCGGGAAUGGAGACUCAUCGCCGGCUACCACUCUUGUCUGCAGUCCAUUGUGCUUCGACUUUCCCCGAUUUCUUACCUGCAGUCCUUGGCGCCGUGCGGACUCCUACAGUUUUGUACCGUUCUGACUUACAGCUGGUAUAUAAGCUGAAGUGUGGCACGGUUCAGAGGAUACCAUUGUUGACUAGCCGUUUAACUUCAUACAGUAAUGUGAGGUGCUGAACUUGUGAUUACUGGUCGUGUGAUUGGCUGCUGUCAAGAUUAACGUUAUUUAUUCAUAAUACUAUCCUCUUUCAGACAAUGAAGAUUAUAUUAGCAUUGGUGGCUCUGACAAUGUGUGUCAUACCCACAUCCCUCGGAGCACCGCAGAUCUUCCCCUUCUCAAACCUCAGGAGUUACUUUGAUCAUCAAGUAAGGAACGGUCCUGGAGGUGGGAAACAUGGCGUAGUCCCUGACCUCACGGCUGUAGUGGACACUCCUUUGUUUCGUCAACCAUCGAAAAUCGGGGACAUUCCUGUGAAAACUGUGUCCUCACCACCACCAACGAUCUAUGCCACGAAUCAACAAGCAACAAACCACAAACCAGAUGCUUCGCCGAGUCUGGAGCCUCCUUCUGCGAGUGCAGUGGCUUCUCCUGUUGCUAAAUAUAAUCUGCCAGUUCCAGAACAGGUACUGAAAGCUCCAGAUGCAGUGACUCCUAUCUUGUACGGACAAAUAACAGAACAAGAUAAAGCAAAUGGGAAUUAUCAGCUCCCUCAAGUUACUCAAGGUGUCGUUUCACAGGUUCCUAUAAGCGUUGUUGGCGAGAAGAAGUACACAGCACUUGGUGGGUUUCUACCUUUGGCACCUCCUUAUCUGCUCCUGAAUCCUCCUGCAGUGUCUCAGCAGAAACCUACUGGUCCAUACUCAGCAACUGUUCCAUCGCAGAAUGUACAGCUUCCAGCUGUAGCAUUGAAGUAUCCUGAGAAAAAAGUGACCCAACAGACGCAAGAUAAUCUUCAGUUGCCUCAACCAAUAAUUCCUGCAAAGACUACGAAGGCUCCAAAUCAUAUAUAUCCCAAGAAAUGGCGACCGGAGAAAGAGAAGGAUACUAUUAAAAAGAAAAAUCCCAAGACCGAUGCUGGUAUUUUAAGUACUGUUAACAGUGAUAUCGUAUCCAAUCCACCAAAGAAAGAACGAAAACAAAUAAAAGAACAGAGUUUACCUGCUCCACUGGUGGCAGCCAGCAGUUUUCAAAAGGCAGAUUUGACUCUAUUCCCCGCUCAAGCAAAACGAAAAGUACCAGGGAUUGAUGAGCAGAUCACUUCAGAGACUGGAUUCUCUGGCAUAACUGCAGGCGUCGGCGGCUAUGGCGUCGGGGGCGGUGGAGGCGGUGGGGGAGACAGAGUUGAAUUUCAGAUGCAUGGGCAGCAUGGCCCUCACUCCUACAAAUUCGGCUUUGACACAGGAAAAGGGCAUAAUAGGCAGUUCCGAUACGAAGAAAGGGACACACACGGUCAUGUGAAGGGACACUAUGGGUUUUACAACAAACAUGGCAAGCUGCAGAUUGUCAACUAUUCAGCACAUCCUGAACACGGUUUCCACGCUGAUGGCAACUAUGGAAAUCAUGGCAUCGUUUAAUUUUAAACUAUACUAAACCUUAAAUUUAUUUAUGCAGUUCAGUGUCAAGUUAAUCACAAAUUUUUAACAUUUUUUCAGUAACAUUACUUUGAAAAUAUUUAGAACUUCAAGAUUACUGAAGGUUACACUGAAAUUAAGUCAGUUACACGUUAAACCAUUGUAUGAUGGAGUAAAAAAAAAUUAUUUAAAGAAACGAUCAAAACACGAUCAACCGGGCCUUGGUACUUCUAAGAUAUCUAGUGUACAUCUAUGAAACAACUAUAUAAUGAAUUUAGAUUUUGCCCUAGGUUUUCUGAGGGCUUCAAAACGUGACUUCGCCAGUUGAAUGAAUUCAGUGGAAUGAUACAACACUGUGCUGUACAUAUCUGCCAGCAGCAUCAUUUUCCUUCAGCCCAGAGUCCAGAAGUCGAUUCAUGAAUUGUUGAGGAUAUUGAGGGUGAUCAGUGAGGAAUGGUAAAAACCUGAAAGAAAAGUAAAUUGUAGUACUGUUAUUAAAUCUUGGACUUCUAUUGCAUGUUAUCUGAGCCUGUCUCAUGCUACAGACAAUCAGUAUACAUAUGUAUAUAUAGCUUAUACUUAUACAUAUCUGUAGCUAUACGUUACAUCAAGUUAGCACCUUCACAAAACAGUUAACUAUUUCACAAGAAUAAUUUGUCGAGUCUGGUGGAUUUUAAAAUACAUUGGUUACUAUAUAUACCACCUGCUUGAACAUUAAACAACUCUGCACAUUCCGCAUCGAGUGUGCGUAUGGUUUUCAUACGAGACUCACAAAUAAGCAACGAUUUUUUUUCCUUAA
Cryptotermes secundus is the source of this 2472-nucleotide messenger RNA. RefSeq lists its product as uncharacterized. The coding region runs from base 357 to 1676 and encodes 439 amino acids. The record is from RefSeq and is a predicted model, not a curated record. NCBI's taxonomy places the organism in Eukaryota, Metazoa, Arthropoda, Insecta, Blattodea, Kalotermitidae. The transcript is spliced from 5 exons.